AUGGAGGAAGACUUCACAAUCGAGGUAAGAAAUCUUCUGAGACGCUGUGUUUUAAGUAUACUUCACCAACUAGAGCAACGUAGUGGUGAAAGCAGUAGUCUUGAAAAUGCUCAGUUUAGGUUGGAGUGGCUAUUGGGUAUAGUGAUAAGAUAUCAUCACAGCAAUAUUAUUCAACGGGCUGUUGUCGAUCUCCUCUCAGAAGCACUAUCUAUCAUAACCAAUUCGUGCGAAACACAACACGAUGCAGCUGCUGGGCGUUUGUUCUCUGGGUCUCCUGGCCGACCAAAGUUCAACAUAUCCCACGAACAACUUGAAUUUCUCCUCGAAAGACGUUUUACUACCGUACAAAUGUCGAGGUUACUGGGUAUUAGUGUGCGUACCAUAGAGCGUCGCAUGGCGGAGUUUGGUUUAUCAGUUAGAGGGACUUAUACAAUUAUAUCAGACGAGCAGUUAGAUACAACGACGUUGGAAAUUUUGACUAGUUUUCCAAACAUUGGCUAUAAACGAAUGACUGGUCAUUUGCGAUCUCGAGGAAUGAGAAUCCAGCAAAAAAAAAUUCGAGAGUCAAUGCGAAGGGUGGAUCCACAGGGGACUCUUAUUCGUGCAUUGGAAAUGAACAUCAUACAUCGCAGAGCAUAUUCAGUCCCGUCACCUUUAGCUCUAUGGCACAUUGAUGGUAACCAUAAGCUAAUAAG
Paramuricea clavata is the source of this 695-nucleotide messenger RNA. NCBI's taxonomy places the organism in Eukaryota, Metazoa, Cnidaria, Anthozoa, Malacalcyonacea, Plexauridae. The record is from the annotation of a GenBank genome assembly.